AGUGAAGGUCGUCUGUGGUAUCAGUUUGAGAAAGACAAUAUUUGUCUUUGAAAGCAAAUGGUAUUGUCAUAUUUAAGUUAUUUUGUGUUGUUUCCAUUAGGGUCAGCAAAGACUUUUCUUCUCAGUAGUUCCCAAAGUCUUCUUUCCCCCUAAGGUCUCCUUUGAUAUGAAUACCCUUUUAGGGAUCUGCUGUAUGCCAAUUGUGUGUUUUCCUAAGCUAAUUGUCUCCAUGUUGAUCUAGGUAUUGAAAAAGAAAAUCAACAAAAUAGGAAAAUAAUAUUGCUAUUAAAAGAAAAAUAAUCCUUUCCAUUACGCUGCCUCCCAUAUGUUUUAAUGAUAAUGCAUUUCUCUGAAAUCCUCUCAAAACCCAGUUCAGUAUGUGGAUCCCUUCAGUCACAAUUUUUUAAAUGUCUUUGCAUGUACCUAAAGACAAAUUCAGAAAUGGAGAUUUUUAUAACUAUGCCAUUACACUGACAUGUUUUCCUUACUGUGUCUGCCUGACUAGAGGAAUAAAACUACCAGGCAUAAUGUUAUUUGUCCUGUGAUUUGGGGUGUUGAUUCCAAACAGAGAAUUAGGCCAGUUAAAGUAGAAUGAUUUGUCAUUGUGCUUAGACUAAAACUAAGACUAAUUUUGGUCUCUGUUGAUUUUUGUACAGGUAUUAAGGUUUUGAAGACUAUUAACUGCUAUUGGGCAUCUGUCACAUUUUUAGACCAGAGUGAUGUCAAACCUCUCAGAAACUGUAGAUUAACAUAUUCUGGUGAUGAUUCUUACAAAUUCCCCAAAGAAGCUCCACAGGCUUUGGAAAUUCAUGGUUAGCAGGCACCUUUAAGGGAAUCCAGGGCUAUGAAGCUGUGACAGAGGUGCUGGAUUGCCCAUGCAGGACUCUGAGCCUGGCUGGGUCUUUGGCCCAGCUUGUGGUGGUGAAACUCUGCAGUGUUGGGGACCAACCAGGAGAGCAGAGCUCAGCCUGUGGUGCUGAGGCAGGAAAGGAGAACCCCCACAGGGAAGCACAGUGGGAUGAGGCUGGGCUGGACAUGUCUGGUGUGCCAUCCCCAGUGAGAGAGCCUGGUGGAGGGGGGCUCUGUGCUGUUCAUGUUGGUUAGGAGCUGAGCCUGGAGGCUGUUCUCCCAGAAACAUGAGCAGAACCUUGCCCCUCUGUGCUCUGAAGGGGACUGCAUUUGAGAUCUGCCCUUCCUUCAGGGUGAGUUCCUGGCUUCCAUAAAGCCAGCGUUAGAAUUGGAUUUGGCAGAGUUGGGAUUUUUGUUCCUGGGGUUUACCACCUCUCUGCAUGGCAAUAAUCUUGCCAGGGGACAGUUUAUCUCUAAGGAAGGCUUUUAUUCUUUCACAUAAUCUAUAAGGACAUCUGUAAUUAUUGCUGGUAACUAAGGCAACCCAACUUUACAGUUGGUACGUGCGGGCAGCAGAACUGGUGUGGGUUUUUAAACACCUUUCUGUCAGUUGGGUGGUGGCCACACUUGGGCAGGAGCUGGGCUGUGAACCCUGGCAACCUGAGCCCAGCUCUGCUAGGGGGUCCUGGGGAGGAGGAACACGGUGUCAACGGGGUGGUGAUUAGCUUCACUGGCUUAACUGGGGACUCUCAAAUAGGGGUUCAUUUGUUCUGCUCGGGGACAUCACUGAAAGGCCACGCAGGAGGGGGCAGCAGGGUUGGCACUGUCUGAAACGAAGAGCCUCUCUGCUCAUUUUAGGAGCAUCCUGCUGUGCCUGUAAAGAGGAUGUUCAUCUGGCCCAGGGAAAUUAAAUAAUUUGUCCAUUCACUGAGUGCACGGCCUCGGAUAGCCCAGGAAUAGAACAAAUUGCUCCUGGCAGCUGCUCACGAGCCCUGCUGCUGUAGUAGGACAUCAGCUUGGCAAAUGUGGGGACAAUGUCCCUGUGGUCAUGGGGUGCAGGGACUCCAGCAUCUCCAGUUGGUGUUGGCUGGUAUCUUUGAUCAGAGGACCCUAUUCCUCCUUUGCUUUAAUUCAUUAAAAUAACAGCAGUGUAAUAAAUGUAAUAAUUCUUUGCCUUAUGGGGGGACAAAUCUCAGAAAAGGCUGUGAAAUGUAAUGGUUUGGUUUUCUCAGGGGCAGCUUUUGCUUUCUGUCAGGGUGCAUUUGCUUGGAGCAUUCAGGCUCUUGAAUUUUUAUGUUGGAAAUGUGUCAGUGAUCUCUGAGAGUAUGUGCAUGGAAGUGUAAAAUAUCUCUCCCAGAUAAAAUCAUCCUCUGUCUGUUACUGGAACACAAUUCUAUGGUACCUGAAUCAGUCUUAGAGAGGAGUUAAAGGCUCUAAGCCAUUAGUUCUUCAAAUUUGUUUUUUUUGAUAUGAGUCACUUGGAAAAAACUUUAAAUAGCAUAUCCUGAUCUUUUUUUAAAUAAGAUUUUCACCAGACAAUCUGCAGUAUUUUCUCAUGGUAAGCGUUUGGCAAAUUCUGAAAUCUGCUCCUUUUAAUUAAGCUGAGGGUGUCUCUUAGGAUGUUUUUUAAAAACUUAUCUUUCCUGCUUUUUAGGAAGAGCUGAUUGAUCUUCUUCCAAAAUCCUGAAGCAAGUUUUUUUGCUUUUAAAAUACACAGACAAAUGUUGGUGCAGUUGAGGCUUUAUGAAAACUUGACAUUGGACCUGACAUUUACUUUGGUGUUCAGUGAAACUUGCUGUGUUCUUUGAACUGUAUCUUUUGCCAGCAAAAAAGUUUGAACAUCUUUGGUCUCUGGCACUGGAGAGCUAAUAAACAAAUCUCAGCAGUGUGCUUGUUCUUAUUAAAGAGCCCCCAUGAUUUCUGUGUGCAUGGCUUGGCUUUGGGUCCCUGAGGUGUCUGUGAGGCUGCCCAGGGCAGUGUCCUGUGGUGAUCCAGCUGUCCUGCCCUGGGAACAGUGGGAGUGGCUCUCCCUGAUACUCCCUUUUGGUUUCACUUUCUUUUUAAUUUUUUUUUUUCUUUUUUGUUUACUCUGCUUACUUCCUGUACGUGUUCCAGCUUUGGAGCCUGAAAGCUCCAUGAGGUCAUUUGCACUUCCAGAGCCUUUUUUUCCCUUCUUGCCACAUGGGCAGGUUUAGCUGUUUAAAAAUCAAGGGUUUAUGCUGGGGUGAUGAAAGCCGUGGUCACCUGGCCUAAACUCUCAAUGAGGGCUUUUGACAGACGCAGCAUUGAGGCUUUGCUGGAUUUGGCUGUGUCCCUGCAGCAAGGAGGCUUCUUCACUGGAGUGUGCAGAGCUGGGGAGGAGCCAAGUGCCAGCACAGCUCCAUGGCCAUGAACACCUCUGGCAGUUUGUGUGGCACAGAAUGAGUUCAGUGUUCCCCAGGGACAGAAAAGCUGUUUGUGUUGUUGCCUGGUACCUGUCCCUUGAAUAAUGAACAUUUAACUCGAGCUAUUCUCCUUUCUGAUUUUUCUUCUUUUAAUGCAGCCAUACUAAGCUAAUUGGAUGAUGACUGUAAUAGAGUCUGGGAAGUUGUCUCCCUCACUGGGACAUGAGCUGAGUGAUGUUCUGCUCAGCCUUGUGGCUUCACUUAUGGCUGAAAAUAUUUCACUCGCUCAGCAAAGCGAAAGACUUGGACUUGGCUGGUUUUUGGCAUUAACCUUUGUCUCAGGCACAAAGCUGGAGGCUGCUCAGUAUGCAGGCUGGAUUUGAGCUGUGUGCAGCUUGGCUGCUGCUCAGCCUCUUGACUCUCCAGGAAGGAGAGUGCAGCCCACCAAAGACUGCUGGGAGGGCAGAGAGCUUUGUGUGGUGUCAAGGGACAUGGUGGUGGUGACAGCCACUGGUCAGGAGCAGGCAGGGUGUAAUGUUAGCCAGGGCUUCACACUGCCAGGGGUUGUAAAUAGUGAAUGAUGUGUUUUUCAGGGGAAGGUCAGUGUGUGCAAGUGUGCUUGUGUAUAGAGAUAUAUGUGCAUGCAUACACACCUUGAGAGGAGCUGACAGGGUGUUCUGGGAAGGAUCCUUCCACACUUCCCUGCUCUGUGCCCUUCUUCAGACAUCACCUUCUGGUCACCAGACAGCCAGGAUGCUGGGUUGUCCAGGCUGCUGGUUUAGCCCAAUUCAGCCUUUUUUAUCAUGCCAGCCGAACGAAGAAAGGUGGUAGGGAGGAGGGAACAAAGGUGAAAGAGACUGUCGCUUGGAAGGAAAAGCUCUGAGGUCUUCAGUCAGGCACAUGGGGCUUGCCUCCUGAGAUCUGCCAUUCUCUUGGAGUUGGCUUCAGACACGGACAGCCCUCCUUGACUUGUCUUGUUUGCCUUUGCCUGCCAGGGUUUGAGGGGUGAGCCUUGGCCUGAGCAGAGCAGGGACCUGCCUCGAAGUGCUGCUCCUUUCUCAGGUGGGAGCCUUUAGCUCUGAGUGAUUUCACAGGCUUUCAGAUCAGGGAGGUGGAGAUAUUGACCUGCUGUCAGUUGUGUGUAAAGAGCCAAUGCUCCCAACAAAGCAAUGAGGACACGUGUGUGCCUUAGGCACCUGUUGGCCUGGUUAAACACAGCACAGAGCUGAGUGCCUCUGGUUUGACAUUACCUAUGGAGCUGGUGGUUCUGCUAGGAAGGUUUAAUAAUUCAUUCCAUAUGUUUCAGUGGCAAUAAAUAGACUAUUUCUGAAAUGGAAAGCAGCUUCAGUAAAGCUUUGAAAGCUGUGCAGGGAGAUUUAAUAGCCCUUUUCUACUUGCCUCUAAAGAAGAUACAAGUCAUGCAUUGUGUGCUUGCCUUUUUCAGAUGGGACAUUGAAGGCUAAACUUCUUUUUCUCGGUAUGAAUGUUAAAAUAAUCCGUGGUACUCUUGUAGUUCCCAGUGUUGAAGUCCAUUUCUAUUCAGUGAGGCAAUUAUGUUCUGGCUUGAAUUUCAACUUAUAUUGCUUUCCUGGCCUGAAGCCUGUAAGACUGGGCUUUGUCCUCAGGUGUUUGGCACUUCUUUUUUUAUCUUCCCUGCUGGCUGAAAUGUGGGCUGAGUUGGCUUUCAACAUCCAUGCAGAAGUAGCUGCAUUUUUUGAUGUGCUUCAUGUGGAGAACCUAAACUGACUGACUUCAUUAAGCAGAGUUCCUGUUCCUCUGAGGCAGCUGAAGAUGAAAAGGACCAGAGGACAGUGACAGUCAAUCCCUCUCACAUGAGAAAGGCUUUCAAGGUCAUGAAUGAAUUACGGAGCAAGCGGCUCCUGUGUGAUGUGGUGAUUGUGGCCGAGACCGUGGAGAUGGAAGCUCACCGGGUGGUGCUGGCAGCCUGCAGCCCUUAUUUUUGUGCCAUGUUUACAGGAGACAUGUCUGAAAGUAAGGCCAAGAAGAUUGAGAUCAAGGACGUGGAUGGGCAGACCCUGAGGAAGCUGAUUGAUUACAUCUACACGGCUGAGAUCGAGGUCACAGAGGAGAACGUGCAGGUUUUGCUGCCAGCUGCCAGUUUAUUGCAGCUGAUGGAUGUCAGAAAGAACUGCUGUGACUUCCUGCAGUCCCAGCUGCACCCCACCAACUGCCUUGGCAUCCGCGCCUUUGCCGACGUGCACGCCUGCACCGAGCUGCUGCAGCAGGCCAACGCCUAUGCAGAGCAGCACUUCCCUGAGGUGAUGCUAGGAGAAGAAUUUCUUAGCCUUAGUCUGGACCAGGUUUGCAGUUUAAUAUCAAGUGACAAGCUCACAGUCUCCUCUGAAGAAAAGGUCUUUGAAGCAGUUAUCUCUUGGAUAAAUUAUGAGAAGGAAUCUCGCUUGGAGCACAUGGCUAAGCUGAUGGAGCAUGUUCGCCUGCCCCUCCUGCCCAGAGAUUACCUGGUACAGACAGUCGAAGAAGAAGCUUUAAUCAAGAAUAACAAUACCUGUAAAGACUUCCUUAUUGAAGCCAUGAAAUAUCAUUUGCUUCCUCUGGAUCAAAGGCAACUAAUAAAGAAUCCCAGGACAAAGCCAAGGACCCCCGUUAGCUUGCCAAAGGUGAUGAUUGUGGUGGGUGGGCAAGCACCCAAAGCCAUUCGCAGUGUGGAGUGCUAUGAUUUUGAGGAGGAGCGGUGGGAUCAGGUUGCUGAGCUUCCCUCACGAAGAUGCAGAGCAGGCGUGGUGUUCAUGGCUGGCAGUGUCUAUGCCGUGGGAGGCUUCAAUGGCUCGCUGCGGGUGCGCACGGUGGACGUGUACGACGGCGCCAAGGACCAGUGGACGUCCAUCGCCAGCAUGCAGGAGCGGCGCAGCACGCUGGGCGCCGCCGUGCUCAACGACCUCCUCUAUGCCGUGGGAGGCUUUGAUGGCAGCACUGGUCUGGCAUCAGUUGAGGCCUAUAGCUAUAAAACCAAUGAGUGGUUUUUUGUGGCUCCCAUGAACACAAGAAGAAGCAGUGUUGGAGUUGGAGUUGUGGAGGGGAAGCUGUACGCCGUGGGCGGCUACGACGGUGCGUCGCGGCAGUGCCUGAGCACGGUGGAGCAGUACAACCCCGCCACCAACGAGUGGACCUACGUGGCUGACAUGAGCACGCGGCGCAGUGGGGCAGGUGUUGGUGUGCUCAGUGGGCUGCUCUACGCCACCGGGGGCCAUGACGGGCCCUUGGUGAGGAAGAGUGUGGAAGUCUACGACCCAGGGACAAACACCUGGAAGCAAGUAGCAGACAUGAAUAUGUGCAGAAGAAAUGCAGGGGUGUGUGCUGUGAAUGGUCUCCUCUACGUGGUGGGAGGCGAUGAUGGUUCCUGCAACCUGGCCUCGGUGGAGUACUACAACCCCAGCACAGACAAGUGGACGUUGCUGCCAACCAGCAUGAGCACAGGGAGGAGUUAUGCAGGUGUGGCUGUGAUUCACAAACCCUUGUGACACACGAUCAAGCCAAUGUGAGGAGCAGAAGUGAAGUGGAUCCAGCUAGGUGGUGUUGGGAAGAUGACUGACCUCUGACUUGACCCAUCUCAUUGCUGUUAAUGUCUUAGCAUGACAAGUGAUACGUUGCAAGCAUCAUCCACUCUGCAGUGGAUUGCAUAGCCAAGUGAAAAUCCCUCUGGGGACGUGUUCCAUGCUAGACACGAGGUGUUGCUUGUUAUCUGUGGUGCAAUCAGCUGUUCUUGAUGGCAUGUGUCCUGAGAUAAACACUGUGCUUGGACUGCAGGCACGGGAUUUUUUGUGUGAAACAAAACUGCUACGUUUGGGCGUGUGAGUAAAAACAAACGUUUCUGGAUUUCUUCCCUACUGAUGCUCCGUGCACAUUGUUGGUUGAACUACUUACUCAUGUGCCUGGAGGGUGGACUUUAAUACUGGCAGGGGAAACUUCUGAGCUCCAGCAGAGAAAAACAGCAGAAAUGGACUGGAACAGGGUGGUCUGGCUCGAGUGUGACGCUGUCUCAGCCAUACGUUUGUACAUGCCACUGGACUGCUGUAUGUAUCCCUGAAAUGCUUGUGGAAAUAAACACCAUGUGGUUUUUCUA
Messenger RNA from Haemorhous mexicanus (house finch), 7335 nucleotides. RefSeq names its product kelch like family member 3 (gene KLHL3). The transcript has 15 exons. Gene Ontology annotation, cellular component: cytosol. Gene Ontology annotation, molecular function: protein binding. Gene Ontology annotation, biological process: renal sodium ion absorption; protein K48-linked ubiquitination; monoatomic ion homeostasis. Bases 5066 to 6733 code for a protein of 555 amino acids. Lineage: Eukaryota; Metazoa; Chordata; Aves; Passeriformes; Fringillidae. The record is from RefSeq and is a predicted model, not a curated record.